UUGAUACCAAGAACAAGAAAAAUAUGACAGUAGAGAUGAAACUGGAGUUGGUGAAAGAGAAUCUGCAGAGAAAACUGAUGUUAUUCACUACGGCAAAGUCAAAUCGUUAUUUAAUGAUAUUAACUGUGAUGGCGACGAUGAGAGUGAAAAGUUAAAAAUCUCAGCAUUCGAAUUGACGAACCGAGCGUAAGUUGAAAUGAAAAACGAAGUAUCCUGUUGGCUGGGUUCUAGAUGACUGCAUUUUUCAUGGACGUGGACGAUAAGAGCAUGGUGGUACUUAUCCUCCAAAUCAAAAGGGUAACGCGGGCAAUAAACCUUUAAAUACUCUAAAAUUUAAAGUGAUUUUGAGGAACUAAAUUUCAACUUCGAUAACUCAGAUCACGACUGGCUGAAUAAAAUAGAUGCUAGUAUGGAAAAUGAGGAUAAAAUUGACAUUGCAUUUAAGACUGAAGCUAAUGAACGAGGACCUGGUGAGGAAACUGAUACUCUCCAUGAUAAAGCUAAAUUCGUUUCUCAUCAAUAUGUAGUCAUCAACAUGAGUAUGGGGCAGCUUUCGAGUAACUUAUUAUGCCACCUGUAGCAGCUGUGCCGGUCGAUUUAGCUGUGAAAGUAUUAAAAAAAUACAUAGCUCAUUUCGCCAAUGAUGAAUUUCCAUUAUGGAAGUCAGAAAUUUGGAAAAAAAUUGCCAACGAUCCUGAGCUAGAGGGUAAAUGGUCUAUUGGUAGCGUGAGAACGAAUGUUAGAGAAGAUAGAAGAGGAAUUUUGAGUGAAGCCAGAAAACAGUGUGGUAUCACUGUAAAUAUUAUAUCUAAUAAAAAAUCAAACGUAAAUGAAAAUUGUGACAUCUCAGAAGAGUCAGAUGAAGAUUGUGACGAGGAUGAUUUGAAUGAAGAAUCAGAUUCUGAGAAUGAUGAUAUUUAUAAGCAUGAAUGUUUUACAGUAGAAAUUUCCCGGGAUCUGUGGAAUGAAAUACACAACCAUGAGCCUCUGCUUUACAAAGGUCGCAAAUAUAUUGGGUUUAAACCCAAGGUGUGGACAAAUGCAGUAUCUACUGCUUUUUGGAAGCAGCACCAUUUAAAGUGUGCUUUCGUGUUUAAAAGAGGCAGAAUUACCGAAAAUGGAAGAAAUUAUGCGACUAUAACCGGACGCUGUAGAGCUAAAAAUUGUCACAAUCCAGUGAAAGGAAUAAUUAAAGACUGUCCUGGAGAGGUCGGGCCCGUAUAUAUUAAAAUGUUUUGUCGUGAUACUCGUUUCAAAGCACGAAGAUGUCAAAAAGACCACUUAACGGAACAGAACGUGUGA
This is a messenger RNA of Cotesia glomerata, 1302 nucleotides long. RefSeq lists its product as uncharacterized. Bases 568 to 1302 code for a protein of 244 amino acids. Lineage: Eukaryota; Metazoa; Arthropoda; Insecta; Hymenoptera; Braconidae. The record is from RefSeq and is a predicted model, not a curated record. The transcript has 4 exons.